This is a messenger RNA of Amphimedon queenslandica, 768 nucleotides long. RefSeq names its product programmed cell death protein 6-like. NCBI's taxonomy places the organism in Eukaryota, Metazoa, Porifera, Demospongiae, Haplosclerida, Niphatidae. The transcript is spliced from 5 exons. Gene Ontology annotation, molecular function: calcium ion binding. Bases 93 to 638 code for a protein of 181 amino acids. The record is from RefSeq and is a predicted model, not a curated record.
GAUUUGACCGAGCUUGAAUUCAUCAUAGCACUUGGCAUCUGCUGUGUCACUUCCUAUCAGAGAGAAGAGACAACUGAGACACAUUAGCAAUCAUGUCUUAUGCUGGCUACGGACAACAGCCUCCACCGGAUCAGCAGUUCUUAUGGAGUGUAUUUCAAAAGGUUGAUAAAGAUAAAAGUGGUAGCAUUUCAUCUGAUGAGUUACAGCAAGCAUUGAGCAAUGGUACAUGGACACCAUUCAAUCCAGAAACUGUUAGACUGAUGAUCGGGAUGUUUGACAGAGAUCAUAAUGGGACCAUUAACUUCCAAGAGUUUGGUGCACUGUGGAAAUACAUCCAAGACUGGCAAACAACUUUCAGAAGUUACGACAAAGACAAUUCCGGUUCCAUCGAUCAAACUGAAUUAAAGACUGCUCUCACCAGUUUCGGUUACCGAUUGUCUGACCGGUUUUAUGGCUUGCUGGUGAGGAAGUUUGAUAGGACUGGGACAAACACUGUGGCCUUUGAUGACUUUAUUCAAUGCUGUGUGGUAAUACAAACAUUGACUAACUCCUUCCAAGCAUAUGACCACAACAGGAACGGUUGGAUAAGAAUAUCAUACGAAGAGUUUUUGCGUCUUGUAUUCAGUUUGAAGGCUUAGAUUAUGACACAAAAAAUAACUUGGAUUUUUUUUCUUUCCCACUCUUGCGUGUCUCCUUAGUUAUUAUUGUACUAGUCAAUAAAAUUGUUUUAAAUGCUUUUUGUUAUCUUUUGCCUUUCCUCACUAAAAA